Molecule: messenger RNA, 1440 nt
Organism: Aspergillus affinis
Lineage: Eukaryota; Fungi; Ascomycota; Eurotiomycetes; Eurotiales; Aspergillaceae
Exons: 3
Coding region: 1-1440 (479 amino acids)
Source: RefSeq, a predicted model, not a curated record
AUGGCAUCAGCAUGCACCACGGCCAAACGACCCCCAAAGCUCCGGGCGGCCUGCAACGAGUGUCAUGCGGCCAAGGCAAGUGAUACUAGGUCUUCAGGCUUAUUUCUCCAGUCUAAUUUUCGCCGAUUGGUCUGUAUAUUCUCCAUCUCGAGAAUCGGCAAAGUCCCGGGGAAAAGAAGUAAAGCAAAUCGAGCGGCGGCGGCGGCAGCAGCUUUGGCCGCCUCCUCGUCUUCAUCUACGCUCAACUCAACUUCUUCGACAUCCCUCCCCUCACCUACAAACCUGAUUCCGCCGAAUGAAGCUUUGCAUUCAUUCCGUUCUCUACAACACUCUGAGGAUGGGACUAACGUCUCUCGACCACCAUAUCCCGUUACAGUGUUGACAGGGUUUCCCCGAGAUCCGUCCUCCAUGAUCACUCCGGUACAUGACUACACCAGCAACAUCCAAUUCUACGCUGGCGAUGGUCCUCAUCCUGAUCCGGUCUCUCUACCGGAUGUUCUUCCAUCCAAUGCACCCUAUAUCCUACCCACUAACGUCGACAUUGGCCUUUCCGAUCUCAGUAAUCUCCCCUGGACUGCAGAGCUCGAUCAACUGAGCGCGUAUGGUCUACCCACCCCAGGCCUCGAGAUCCCCUGCAUAGCUAAAGCUCCUCCUUUGCCUUUUAGCGAUCGGCAAAUAAACCAUGCACAGGCCCAGAAUUUCCCCCAAACCCAGAGUCAGGAAUGGGACCUCGAUUCUGGCAGCAACACCAGCAGUGUCGAUCCCCGUCGCACCAGCAUCACUUCGAUACGGGCGCCUAUCACACCUCCGGACUAUAACGUUCUUGACGACGCAGUUCCACCCACACCUCACUCCAUGCGUCCCCUUGACCCUCUCAGCAGCUCCGCGUACCUGCAACUCCUCCACGACAUUGAGCAGACCACCGCCCUAGGUCACACGCAUACGGUGGACUCUGUCCUCGCAGCCAACCAGCGCUACCUUAGCACGCUGCUUCGCAUGACGGAAACCCCUGGCUUCCAGUACGGCUACGACACACAUCUUCUAUUCACUGUGGCAUUGAGGAAAAUUAUCGCGCUGUUCACCGCGGGAUAUCGCGAUUUCGUGAUUCGUAUGGAGGGGCCGGAAAGUAACAUCAACGGCAUCAACAGUUACGCAAAUAGCCACAACAACAGCAACAAUGUGGCCACCGGUAUCAAUGGCAGCGGAGCCGACCGACUCAUCCGCUUCGGAGUUUUUGAAAUUGAUCUCGUUGAGCAAAAGGCCAUCUGCCGCAGUAUCCUUCUCCGAGAGUUGAAGCGCGCAAGACUUUGUCUUAUCCGAUUAGUCGAUGUCUUGGAAAGGGAUAGUGGUGGAUGCGGUGGUGCUGGACGCCACGAGGGAAUGUGCGAGGAGAUGAGUCGGCGGUUGGAUUUGUUGGUUGGGUCAUUGGAGGGAGAGUAG